AUGGAAGCAUCCUUUCCGGCGAUGAUUGAUUCGGCUGAGCGAUCCCAUCAGAGGAGUAUUGGGAACUCCCAGGUAGUGGUCCAGCAAUAUGCUCGAUAUCCGUCGGGGUUAGAGUCCACCAUCCAAAGCGCAUCCUCUGUCGAGAGCGCUCGAGGUCAAGCGGAUACCCACAGAUCGCCGCCGCUCCACCGCAAAGAUACUCCUAGGAGUAUCCAGCCAUCUCCACGAGGGGUGCGAUCGGUGCUGCCAACCUCCUCGACGGGACGAACGGGCCCGUCAAUGUCUCCGCCGCUGUUCGACGUCUUUCGGCAGUCUCCUAUGAAAGAUACAACGGACCAGGUAGAGUCUAGAUGUCUUCCCUCGCGGGAAGUCAGUGAUGAAAACAUCGAUGAUGCCUAUGUCACGUUCAUUUUAUACUGCAAUCCAAAUGUUCCAUCGUCUGUGGACACGUCCGAACUCCGAAAGACAUUUCGCUCCCCUCCGCGAAGUGAUGGGAAAAGCUUCAGUGUAUUCAACCUGUUUCAGCUAAUUCAGAAACUGGACAACAAAGAACUCAAAACGUGGAUUCAGCUCGCAAUUGAGUUGGGGGUGGAGCCACCCUCUCAGGAGAAGAAACAGAGUACCCAGAAGGUCCAGCAAUACGCUGUUCGACUCAAGCGCUGGAUGCGUGCAAUGCACGUAGAUGCUUUCUUCGAAUUCUGCCUGGGCCACCCCCAUCCCUAUUAUACACACCUCCCCUCAACUGGGCCGUUUGUAAGCGAAUCCCGCGACGGCGUGCCACUAGAGGAAGAUCUCGCUCUGCGAGCCUUAGUUCCGCAGUGGAAGCCAAAGCGUGGGAGGAAGCGAGCCGAUGAGCGAGAACAAGAUGAGGGAAAAUUGGUGAAAAGGCCUCAAUUGGAUACCUCAGCAGCCGGCCUACAGCCUCGUUCAUUUCCCCCUCAGUCAAUGCCUUUUCCUCAGAGUGCUAUACCGUUUAGCGCUUAUCCAACAGAUGAAGAUCCCUGGAUGACUGCCUCAUCUACUUUUCCGCAACACACUUCCACUGAUCAAGCUGGCCAAGAUCUGGGUUGGAGACUUCCAGAGCGAGAGAACUCCCCAGCUGGGUAUCCACAGUCUGCUAUUAUUCCAAGGGGAAAUCAGUCUUCAGAAGCGUUUAUUCCAGCAGAGCCGCGAUCGGCGAUCACCCCAGUAUCCGGCGAGAAGGCUCGUGCGAGACGCCGGCAUGGACCGGCGGUAUCAUCUGCGUGGCCGAGUAGUAAUGGCUCGGCGACUGGCAAAGGUCGCGGGAGACCACCCAGUAAAGCCUCAACCUCGGGCUCUUUCUCCACAUUCCAGGUCACCGCCAGCAGAGAUACGUCACAGACAGCUCAGCCAUACCUUAGCCAAACUCCUGCAUCACUCGCCAGUCAAGACAGACCGAAAGAUGGGACGAAUGCAGCAUUACAUCAAAAAGCUCCCUGUACACCUAUUCCUCCGGUGCGGCCAGGCAAAUUACAACUCCAAGUCCCUCACCAUCAAGGCGCCCCCGUGAGACUCGCUACGCCGCCCACGUUGCUUGUCAAUGGUGUUAAUGGCUCUGUCACAUCACAGAGCCAAGGGUCAUUUCAUGCUCAGAAGACCCAAUCACUCGGCGAUGCCGAUCGAAUGAAUGAGCCUAAAGUAUCGGAGAACAGACAGUUAGACCAAGAGCUCUCUACUGAAUUUCUUGUCCAGGCUUUGUCAGAGGAGCUUGCGCAAGCGACAGUUGUAUCCACUGAUACCGGACGACCGGCCCGUGCUGUCACCCCGCGCGAAGGGCGAGUUCUGGCAUCCGCACUCGUCGUGAAUGGAAAGAAUCUGUAUUCUGGCGUUUUGGGAUCCGGGACAUCGAGGUUUCUGGCGUUUCAGCUCGGUCUUGGUCAGAGAAUCGGCUUACCUGGAGGUUGUCGACGACUCAUCACGGCGACCGCUGAUCGUGCGCCCACUCAUGCAAAUAUACACAAUAGGCCGGAAUGCGGACCAUCCUCGGAAAGAACACAGUACUCAGUACAAUUUGAAUAUGACUCUUCGUCUCGAAUGAUACUUGAGGUUAGUCUUUCAAACAGUGAGACUGGUGUUGUACCUGCGAGGGUCUCUAAUCGAGAUGAAUCGCCCUCACGCGGUGCACUCGAAAUUGGUUUCUCUGAUGAGCUUGAAGGUGUCAAUCCAGAGGACCACGAGCUCGACCUUGCUGUGUCUGAUGCUUCUUGGAAACAACGAUACAUGAGGCUACGAGCUCAAAUGCAGCGCAAGGAGAAAUCACUGUCCCAGUAUAAACGGAAAAUCGUUGAGUCCGUAAUGGCCGAUAUAUGA
Molecule: messenger RNA, 2331 nt
Organism: Penicillium oxalicum
Lineage: Eukaryota; Fungi; Ascomycota; Eurotiomycetes; Eurotiales; Aspergillaceae
Gene: abp2
Product: putative ARS binding protein Abp2
Exons: 2
Coding region: 1-2331 (776 amino acids)
Molecular function (GO): DNA replication origin binding
Source: RefSeq, a predicted model, not a curated record